CUAGAAAAUGUUGCCACUCUUCUUUCUCGCCACAAUCGUGGUAGCCUGCCAAGGGUCGGACCUGGAUCCGACCCACCAAAUUCACCUUCUCCGGCCACAAUCGGGUUCUCACGGUGCCCCGGUGCCGGAUGUCUCAUGCCUAAGUUGGCGACUCGGGGUCGAAACUCGCAAUAUUAUUGGGUGGUCAACGGUCCCAGAAGAGUGUGAAGGGUACGUGGGGCACUACAUGCUAGGCCACCAGUAUCGGCAAGACUCUAAAGUUGUUGCUCAGGAGGCUUUAGUCUAUGCUCGGAGCCUCAGCAUCGCCGGCGACGGCAAGGAUGUGUGGAUCUUUGACGUCGACGAGACUUCGCUCUCUAAUCUGCCUUAUUAUGCCAAACAUGGAUUUGGGGCGGAGCCUUAUGAUUCUACGUCAUUCAACCAAUGGGUCCUUAAAGGCAAAGCACCAGCAUUGCCGGAGAGCCUGAAGCUGUACAAAAAGCUGUUAUCUCUUAAGGUUAAGGUUGUCUUCAUAACAGGAAGAGCAGAAGACCAAAGAAAUGUCACCACAACCAAUCUAAAGCAUGUUGGAUACGAUACUUGGGAGAAGCUUAUACUCAAGGGCUCAUCAUAUACUGGGAAUACAUCCCUGGUGUACAAAUCAGCUGAGAGGAAGAAGCUUGAGAAGAAGGGAUAUACAAUCAUCGGGAACAUUGGUGAUCAGUGGAGCGAUCUCUUGGGGGCUAAUGCGGGCAAUCGGACCUUCAAAUUACCGGACCCAAUGUACUACAUUAGUUGA
Corylus avellana is the source of this 778-nucleotide messenger RNA. RefSeq names its product stem 28 kDa glycoprotein-like. Lineage: Eukaryota; Viridiplantae; Streptophyta; Magnoliopsida; Fagales; Betulaceae. Gene Ontology annotation, molecular function: acid phosphatase activity. The record is from RefSeq and is a predicted model, not a curated record.